This is a messenger RNA of Phragmites australis (common reed), 1869 nucleotides long. RefSeq names its product putative pentatricopeptide repeat-containing protein At3g49142. Lineage: Eukaryota; Viridiplantae; Streptophyta; Magnoliopsida; Poales; Poaceae. The transcript is spliced from 2 exons. Bases 168 to 1730 code for a protein of 520 amino acids. Gene Ontology annotation, biological process: RNA modification. The record is from RefSeq and is a predicted model, not a curated record. Gene Ontology annotation, molecular function: protein binding; RNA binding.
CAUGACACGCACUUCGAUUCGAUUCCACGCCAAGCGAAGAGGAGCUUCGACGCGUCGCGGCGGUGGCGGCGGCGAUGGAUCGGCUUCGCGGACCCGCCUUCCUGCUCGGCGUCCUGCUCGCAGCUCUAAUUUCAGGUACAGAUUUUGCUUCCUUGAGGGGGAGGUAGAUGAAUCGAAGCAUUUGCCACCAUCUUCUCGCCCAGUGCAAAACGCUAAGAGAGCUCCAGAAAAUCCAUGCCCAUGUCGUCGCCCAUGGUCUCCACCCCCACCACCAGUCCAUUUCCUGCAAAAUCUUCAGCUGCUAUGCCAAUUUUGGCCGCUCGGCCGAUGCAUGCAAGUUGUUCAAUGAGAUUCCACGCCCUGACCUUAUCUCCUUCACUAGCCUCAUGUCGCUCCACCUCCAGUUAGAUCGCCACCAUGAGGCUGUAUCCUUGUUUUCGCAUGUUGUUACUGCUGGUCACCGGCCUGAUGGUUUUGCGGUCGUCGGUGCGCUCACGGCUUCUGGCGGUGUUUGUGAUCAACGGAUCGGUAGGGCGGUGCAUGGCCUGAUUUUCCGGCUUGGGUUGAACUCUGAGGUGGUGGUUGGCAAUGCUUUGAUUGAUAUGUAUUGUCGAUGUGGGAUGUUUGAGUAUGCACUAUUGGUGUUUGAUAAAAUGUUUCUGAAAGAUGAGGUCACCUGGGGUAGCAUGCUGCAUGGUUAUAUCAAGUGUGCUGGUGUUGAUUCAGCGUUAUCCUUCUUUGAUCAGAUGCAUGUGAAGAGUGCAGUUUCUUGGACAACAUUAGUCACUGGUCAUGUACAAGCCAGGCAACCUGUACGAGCUCUAGAGCUUUUUGGCAGGAUGGUAUUGGAGGGCCAUCACCCUACUCAUGUCACAAUUGUAGGUGUACUGUCAGCUUGUGCUGACAUUGGUGCCCUGGAUCUAGGACGUGUUAUUCAUGGAUAUGGAAGCAAAUGUAAUGCCAGCACAAACAUAAUUGUUAGCAAUGCUCUUAUGGAUAUGUAUGCAAAGAGUGGAAGUAUCGAGAUGGCAUUUUCCGUGUUCCAAGAAGUUCAAUUGAAGGAUGCAUUCACAUGGACAACUGUGAUCUCAUGUUUCACUGUCCAGGGAGAUGGGAGGAAAGCUCUUGAGCUCUUUUGGGAUAUGCUUAGGUCUGGGGUGGUUCCAAACAGUGUAACCUUUGUUUCAGUUUUGUCAGGAUGCAGCCAUGCUGGAUUAAUUGAAGAAGGUAGAGAGUUGUUUGGUAUAAUGUGUGACAUAUACAAUAUUGAUCCCCAGCUUGAGCACUAUGGUUGCAUGAUUGAUCUGUUGGGAAGGGGAGGACUACUAAAGGAAGCAGAAGCUUUGAUAGCUGAUAUGAACAUGAAACCUGAUAUUGUUAUAUGGAGGUCACUUCUUAGUGCAUGUCUAGUUCAUGGCAAUGAUAGAAUGGCUGAGAUUGCUGGAAAGGAAAUUAUAAAGAGAGAACCAGGGGAUGAUGGGGUUUAUGUGCUUCUUUGGAACAUGUACGCCUCAUCAAAUAAAUGGAGAGAAGCUCGAGAGAUGAGGCAGCAAAUGUUGACUAGGAAGAUAUUUAAAAAACCAGGGUGUAGUUGGAUUGAAGUUGAUGGUGUUGUCCAUGAAUUCUUGGUAGAGGACAAGACACAUGACGCUCGAAGGGAAAUUUAUGAAACAUUGGAAUACAUGACUAGGCAGUUCAAGAUGGAUGUAGAUCAUCUACUACAUGACUAGGCAGUUCCAUACCUAGAUUUUUUUUCAGUUGCCCAAAAAACAUCUUGAUUUUGCUCAAAGUUUUUCAGAUGCUUUCUGCAAUAUGCGCAUCUAGAAUUCAAUUGUAUGUUUUUUAGGAAAAAAAAAGAUAAUUCAUUUU